Messenger RNA from Sebastes umbrosus (honeycomb rockfish), 8035 nucleotides. Its product is annotated as calmodulin-regulated spectrin-associated protein 3-like. Gene Ontology annotation, biological process: neuron projection development; negative regulation of microtubule depolymerization; cytoplasmic microtubule organization. Gene Ontology annotation, cellular component: microtubule minus-end. Gene Ontology annotation, molecular function: spectrin binding; microtubule minus-end binding; calmodulin binding. The record is from RefSeq and is a predicted model, not a curated record. Lineage: Eukaryota; Metazoa; Chordata; Actinopteri; Perciformes; Sebastidae. The transcript has 19 exons. Bases 422 to 5185 code for a protein of 1587 amino acids.
CCUCCAUACCUCAGGUCCUCAGAUCUUGCAGGGAACACACUGUAGUUGAGUUGAUGCCUUGCUCAAGGGCUCCCUCAUGUGGAAGAAGGGGGUCACUGUGACUGACAUUUAUAGGAAACUCUCAUCUGCUCUCACAUGUAAAAACGGUGAUGCUGUGAUUCACCAGAACAUUUUUUUAGACCUCCUACUGCUGCUGUUACUGUUACUGUUGCUGAUGCGUUCACGGUCCUUUUUUCUGUGACAUCUUCAUCUUCUAACGUGUAAUCCUGUGUUUCAGUGUGUGUCUGCAUCACAGGGUCCUCCUCCUCUCUCUCUCUCUCUCCAUCCCUCCUCCUCUCUCUCUCCAUCCCUCCUGCUGCUGCCUCUUCCUCCUCCUCCUCCUCCUCCGUGCGUCGCAGCGCGUUGCAUCGCAGCACCGGUCAUGGUGGACUCUCCCAGCGCGAUGAAGAAGACCUUCUCGGUGCCGGAGAUCAAACCGCUGGACCAGUACGACUUCAACCGGGCCAAGACCUGCGCCAGCGUCCGGUGGCUGCUGUCGAAGUCGUACGGCUCUGCAGAAAAUGUCCCCGUGGAGCUGCGGGAGCCGCUUUACAAGGACCAGUAUGACCAAGAACACCUCAAGCCGGCCGUCUCCAAGCUGCUUCUCUCCCCGGAGAUCUACUGCCGAGCCCAGGCCUUGCUGGCUCAGGCUCAGGGGGUCUCCUUGCCGGCGGCCCAGGGGUCCCCGGCUGACAACUCGGCCCUGCUGCAGCUCCUCAUCAAGAAAGGUUUCACUCCGAAGGUCCAGGAUGCAGACGUCACCGAGGAGGACCUCAGCUUCGUCCCCAUCAAGACGAAAGCCCACCUCGCCCUGAUCGACGCUCUGAUGACUCUGGUGGCUAAAGAGGCGGUGGGCCAGGUGAAGAUGGCGGUGGAGGCGGAGCAGAUGGGUGUCGGGGCUCCGUGGGAGAACGCUCUGCUUUUCUGGGUCAACAGGCUGAACCAGAAGUUGAGAGAAACCACAGAAGAAGAAGAACCCACCAAGUCGCAGCAGACAUGUACGGACCUGCAGGCCACUCAGGACACGUGUCAAUCCAACCGUUGGUACUGGAAACUAGUCCCCCAUGCUAUCGCUUUUUGUUUGAAGGAGUCGGGGAAUAAGCCGCCAGUGAUUCGCUAUAGGAAGGACAAAGUGCAGUCUAAGCUGACUCCUACUUUCCCUCUGGUCUCUGCGGUCAAAGAUCUGUCUAAUGGUUGCGCUAUUGCUGCUGCGUUGCACUACUACUGCCCCAGCCUGCUGCCUCUAGAGGAUGUGUGUCUGAAGGACACCAUGUCGGUGGCCGACAGUCUCUACAACCUGCAGCUCAUCACAGAGUUCUGCGAGAGCAGUUUACAGAGCUGCUGCCCCCUGGCGGUGGAGGAUCUGCUCUACGCUCCACCGGUCCUGCAUCUGAACAUCAUGAGCUUCAUCGCUGAGCUGCUGGAGUGGUUUGAGGUUAAGAAGCCUGAUUUUGUCCAGCCCAUGCACCCCAUCGACCUCACAGAUGUCUCAGGGUUACUAGACUGUACGAGUCCCAUCAGCGGGAACAGCAACAGUGGUUGUCCUUCCUACAUCUUCAAACAACCAUUUGUGCCCAUCUGCUCCCCAGUGUCACCAGAAAACAAAAGUUGGACAAAGAAACAAAUCAGUCGUCCUCUGUCAGCAGUGACGUUCAGCAUCCCAUUUGGGCUGGACAGUGAUGUUGACAUUGUCAUGGGAAACCCAAUAGAUUCUGUCUUUCGCUCUGUCAGCACUGACAGCCUAACCAAGGGCAUCCCUGCAAUGACUUCAUCGGUGACAUCAGCAGGAAUGACUUGUGUCCCGUACAGCCCUUCAGAGGACCUCAGCCACCUCGUCAGCGCUUCUGCUCCAUCACAGCGCUCCUCCUGGGGCCCUUACGCACACACAACGCCUCUGGGAGAGCUGCCGACCAUCGAGGAGGCGCUACAGGUGGUUCAUACUCCAGACAGCAAAGAUCGGAGGAAGGGAAGGAUCUCUGAGAAAGGUGGAAGAGGAGUGUUGGGAGGAAGGCCAGAGCCCAGGUUACGUCCCGAAGGAGCCCCUGCUGGUUUCUUCCUACACUCCCCCGAGGGGGAUAAUUCCCAGCUGAGUAGCUCUGCUCCCUGUCGCUCUGGAGUCCUCCAUCGGCCUGUUGGUGGAGAAGUGGGUGACACUGAAAAGCAAGGAAGGGGAGAGAGGAAGGAGAGAUCGGGACGCACCUCUGAUAUGUCACGUGAUGACGACUCUGUUCUACGAGAUGGCAGCGUUGACUCCUCUGAAGCAUCGGAUGAUACCCCUAGAAACGCCCCUGGUAAUAUGCGACCCAAUCGCCAAGGAAACAACAGCACCAGCAACAGUCCACGCAUGACAAGCUUUGCUGAGCGAAAAGACAACAGAAGAAGACAUCCCGCUGCUCCCGGGGAGGAGUCAGCCUCUGCUCCGACCCCAACAACCCCAGGAACUCCACAAACACCCUCCACCCCAGCAGGGGCAUCUGGCCGCCAGGACAGCCCAGGUCCCAGAGGCCCUGAACCAGGCACUGAGGCCUGGGAGUUGGGGGCUCGUCUGGAGGAAAAACGCAAAAGCAUCGAAGCCCAAAAAAGACGUAUUGAAGCCAUCUUUGCCAAGCACAGACAGAGGCUUGGAAAAACUGCUUUCCUUCAACUGAAAAGAGAGCAAGGUGAGGGAGGAGGGGAGGGAACAGAGGAGGACAAUAUCACCCUGGAGGAACGCCUCACUUGCAUGGAGGAGCAACUGAAACAGGAGGAGGAGAGGGAAGAGAAGGAAAAGAAUGAGAAAGAAAAGGAUGGAGAGAAGGAGAAAGAGAAGCCAUCUGUUUCCAAUCCUCCUCGGUUAGAGAAGCAGGUCACUUUCUCUAUUGACAGUAAGAAAGGGGCGGAGAAAGAGAAAGGAGGUGAAGCUGCCUUAGUGGAGUGCAAUGAAGUGGUACAGAAACUGAGUGAAGCUCUGCAGUCACUACAAAAGGACAUGCAGAAACUUACAGAACAGCAACAGCAGCUCAUGACCAACCAAAGACCCAUAAAUACACCCAAAACCACUCCAAAAUCCACACCAAGAAAUACCGCCAAAACACCUCCUCACACCCCAACAAAGACACCACCAAGAACCCCGACAAAGACUCCUACGAAGAGUACCACUAAAGCUUGGGUUAUUCCCGCUGCCUCCUCCCCAUUACGGCGUUCUGAGCUUCUUUCCUCUUCCACCUCCCCAAAGACUAUCAUCUCCUCCUCCUGCCCAGCUCCUCGCACCAAGAUCCACUCCUCCUCCACUCCCCGCAGCCCCAAGCACCACCCGCGUGCCCAACAUCAGCCUCACCCACGGCCUUCCGAACUCAAGUUUCCCCCACUCAACCGCGCCCUGGCACCAACCCAUAAUGUGGACACCCUCCCCCACUUGCGGCGUGUGUCCCCCAGCAAGUGUAAGGAUCAGACUUCCUCUUCCUUCCGUAUCGGUGGGCCUCGGACUCCUCAAGAGUCUCUUCAGCCUACCCAGCAGCCACAGCCUGAUGAGAACACCUCGGACACAGCCUCUAGCGAGACACCAACUCAGUUCAGCCUGGAGCUGGAGGACAUGGAGGCUGUAGGAGGGCUGCCGGUCUUACCACAGCCCAGAGAAGAUCGUCCGAGGGCUGCUGGCGGAAGCAGCUCUGGUGCUCCUUCCGAGUGCUCAUUUGAGAGCGAGACUUUGUCCAUUUCUGCUGUUUUCAGCGUAGGACGUGAAGGAGAGAGAGUUGGAGGUGCAGAGAAGCACUGCAGCCUGAUUGAGGUCUCACUGUCAUCUCUUGGAGGGCCUGAGGGGGGCAGUGAUGUACCGACUGAUGAAGGGCAAGAGUUUUCCUCUGAUUCUAUGAGCGACCACACAGAAUCUGCUGUGGAACCUGCUGGAGGACUCGCUGCAGAACCCCUAGAACCUCUAGACCCCACAGAGACGCUGGAUCUGGCCACAGAAGCCGUCAAUUUGCCAGAGCAACAAACUGAAUCCGAAGGAGAACAGACAAGACAGACUGAGGCUGUGGAACCAAAUGGAGAGCUCAAUGAGGCCGGGGCAAGAGGAGGAAUUGGAUUCUUCUUUCAGGGGGAGGUACGUAGUGACCAGGAUAUGGCCCAGCGGAGAUCUUUGCUGUUGGAAAAACAGCAGAAGAGAACUGAGGAGCUGAAGAAGAGGAGACAGUGGAAUGAGCUGGAAAGGGAAAAUAGACCGACUUCCUCAAAUAAAAAGGGGGCAUCUCCCUCCAAUACACCUCCUGCUGGCACAACCUCACCUUCCCCCACACCUCCUGCUACACCAGUCCGGCGGGACACUUUCACGCGAGCGGAGUAUGCAAUGCGGCAUCAACUCAGGAUCAUGGAUGACUUCGACAAAGCGCUUCGGCAGAAAUCAACCAAUCAAGGACGAUCUUCCGCUAAGAAAACACGCUCCCGUCCUCGCAGCAUGACCAGGGAGGAAACAAAGCUGUCUCUGAGUCCAGCCAAGGGAACAACUGGCUCUAAGUUGACCAAAGUCUACUCUAACUCCUCCCUGACCCUGGCAGCCACGGGUGAGCCAGGAAACCGAUCUGGUGACCCCACUAAGAAACCCCACAGUCGUCCUGGUUCACCUUCAGGAUGUGUAACACCAAGUAAAUUGGCAAACCAGAACGGAGAUAAAGACUGGGAGACUGGUUCCAAUGGAACCUCGCCUGCUCCAGAAUACACAGGUCCAAAACUCUUCAAAGAGCCAAGCUUCAAGUCCAACAAAUUCAUGAUCCACAACGCUCUCUCUCGCUGCUGCCUCGCUGGAAAGGUCAACGAGACACAAAAAAACAAGAUAGUUGAGGAGAUGGAGAAGAGUCCUGCCAACCACUUCCUCAUCCUCUUCCGUGAUUCCAGCUGCCAGUUCAGAGGCGUUUACACCAUGAACCCAGACUCCCAGGAGCUCGUACGAUUGGCCGGCGUGGGCCCGCGGACAAUUGGCUCCACCCAGGUGGAGUCCAUCUACAAAUACAGUUCAGACAGGAAGCAGUUUAGCGCCAUCCCCUCUAAAACCAUGGGCAUGAGUGUGGACGCCUUCACCAUCCCCGGCCAUCUUUGGCACGGGGGAGGCGCGGCGGUAGGAGGUGGAACCAGGAGAGCAAGCGUUACUAAGAAGGCCGUCAUUUCCAAGUAAAGAACAUAACACAUCACCGUGAGAGAUCAUUAAAGAAAACACUAUAAUUACAGUGUGAUUAUAGUGAAAACUGUAGUCAAAUGUGAAACACAGUUACACAGAUUAGCCUUUAGCCACGUGUGUGCAUACAUACACUUGGAUUUACUAGAAAUCAGAAAAUAUUAAAAAAUUAUUUGUACUCCCCCCUUAAUGUGCAUGGAAAUGAUAACAGCACAAUUUUCUUUUCCUAAACAGAAAACCCACUCAGAUCCAGAGUGUACAGAGGAAUGUUUUGUAAAACUUUAAGUUAAUUGCACAAGGAAGAGGAACUUUUAAAAAGUCACAAUACUUAUACUUUCAUUGUUUGAAGUACAAACUCUUUCUUUCAGAAGAAUUAUUAAGUUGUUUAUUUAAAAACACCGACUUUAAUAAGACCCACGAUUACUGUCUGUUCCCUCUCUGGUUGUCUGGACUGCAGUCCUCGAGUAGAACGCCAGUUUUAUACAUGAAGCCAAACAAACAGAGAAAAUGCCUUCUAGUGUCAGAGUGACAGCAGGACUUUUGUACGACUCUCUCAAGUUUAAUUCUACCAACAGCCGUCAGCAGGUGGAUCAAAAUGAAAGAUAGCCAUAACUGUAUGACCGUAUGAUGCAGAGAGCAGAAGUGAACUUUUUUUUUUGGGACUGAUUCAAAGAUAUGUAAAUGUGUCCGUGGUAAUCAGAGAUGAUAAUCUGAUUACCACAGUAGAAAUGGUGAUUUACUGUAUGUGGUAUAGACGGGUUCCUUGUAUACAAACAUUACUGGGUCGCAAAACCGCUUUGGCAGACUAGAUUUCACAUAGUUUGUACGUUCUUGUUGACUAUACUAGAGCCCUGCAGAGUCCGACCACCAGAUACCCUUAUCAUAUGACGUAUUAGUAUGAGAUUUGUUUAUUAUUAUCAUCUGUUAUGAAAUGGGUAGUAGUAAUGCGUGAGUCCCUCUUGAUGGUCGCAGACAGACACUUUUCCCUCAGCGAUUCCUCAACAGGUAUAACGUUAAUAUAAAACUGGAGACAACCGGUCACACAGCAGCUCUUCGUAUGUCGGGUAGGUGAACAUUAACAUUAGACCCCUGACGGCUCUCUAUUAUAUAGUGUGUUGCUGGUUGCUAGCGGUUAGCCUAGGGUGACCAUACUUUCAAACCCUCCGAACCAAGACCUGGGCGUUCAUGCGCAUGGGUGCACGCACCAUAGGCGUUUUCAUCAGGACGGCUAACAUGGCGCACCUGUGCCCAAAAUUGCAUUAACGUAUUAUUAUUGCGUUAACUUUUAACUAUUUAAAACACUUCCACACUUAAUCACAGGGCUAUCCCCCUCAUGACGCACUGACAAUUUGGGACUCCUGUAGAGAGUUUUCCUCAGAGGAAACGUAUUGUCUGGGAUUAGGGAAACAAUUUUUUCCAACUUAAGUUUUGAACCCGACCAAUCUUUAUCUCAUCAUGUUGCUCGCCACAGCCUCAGGCUAUUAUAAUUAAAAUUCUGGAGCUCAAGACUGACAGGAGCGGACGAUCCUGAGGGAGUUAUAAGCGGAGCGAAAUGCCUGUUGAUGCGCAGAAGGAACUGUGUAGAAUAACUAAUCAAAACGACACGUUUUAUGUGUACAUAAGAACGAGGGGGUUCUGUGAUUCAAAACUGCACUAAAUGUAACUAGCGGAUCUGUUGUGUCCGUGUGUAAUUGUGGCUUGACAACGUCACUCUAGUUAGAGACUGCAGCGGUGCGUUGUGCUGGCCAAUUCAAAUUUAAACUAACGGUUGGUGCAGUUUACUGCACAACAACUCCUCGUCAUCUCUGCUUUGGAGCUUGGCUCUGCUUUCUGCCCCCCUAGCUGCAUCUCUGUGAUGACGUUGCACAGAAACCCGUCUAUAAGCUUAUUUCAAAAUAAUAUAAUAAUACCACAGUGAAGACUUGAUGAAACUAUGUUGAUAAUGGGAAUAUGUAUGAGCAUCAGAUGCCAACUAAACAACACUGAACUGAUAGCACGUUGAGGAUGAGAUGUGUUAUUAUGCCAAGCUUACAUUUAGAAGUACCUGCAUUGUUGCGCUCUCGGUGAGGGAUGGGUUCUGAUAGCCGGUUCCAAGUUGGUUAAGUCCCCGGAUACAUUAAGCUCCAGGGGGGAACCAAUCUUUCAUCCGCGAGCCUCUUUUUCCUCUUCCUGACACCACCGGCAUCUGCAAAGAAAGAAAAACUGUUAUCACAGUUACUAAAUAGACUGAACAUGGUGAACCGCCUUAACUUAAAUGUUCCAAAGUCAUUAAAAUAACGAAGCGCAAUAUUUGCGUGAAGGUACUUAUGACAAAGGAGGGAACGACAAGUUGCUUGCUUACAUAUUCGUGUACCGUCCAUCGUGUUAAAGUAAGCAUUUUUGAUUAGUAACGGCGUUACACUGUACUCUGUGACCAGUAACAGAACAACAUAUCGCCGUCAGGUAACGUGAAGUGCAUCAUGCAUGUAGAGGACUUGGUGAUUUACUGUAGCUGAUGUAGAAUUGAUAUUAUUGCCACUGUGUUGUUUGUACUUUAGCUUCUGCAGCUGCAGCACAGCCCCACAGCAAGAGGAAAAAUGGGUCAGGAAAGGGUUAAUGACUGUCAGAGCAGUAACAGAAUAUAUAAUAUGUGCAGUAGAAUCCUCCGUGGUUUAGGUAUGAUACUGAGUGGGAAAACCAACAGUACAUCUUUUUUUAACCAAGACAUUUCCCAACUACGUGGAUUCGGAACAGGAUACUAUCAAACCCCAUCCCAACACUUGGUAGAGUGUACACAAUUAAAUUGGUGUAUUUCAGACCAGCAUUCAUGUAUGAAAUAACAAACUGGAUUAAACUCCACUGAUCAAGCUG